GGGGAGAUCUUACGACCGGGUAUCACAUGGUUUGCUACCAACUGCAUAGCACUUGAUAGUCUUCUUCAGAAGAAAAUAGCCCUACGUCAGAUGUUUGUCAGUGCCGAGUGGCAGGAGAGCAGAAAUGCGAGGGCCGACACUGAUAGAAGUCAUGUGGAGAACUUGGUGAUGAGUCAGUCAUUUUGGCAGCGGGCUGAGAAGAUAGUGAAGGCUAUCAAACCUUUAUAUGAGGUGCUUCGCACCGUGGACAGCGAGAGAUACCCCCAGAUGGGCUUCCUAUAUUACAUGAUGGAGAGGGCAAAGAAACAGAUCAGUGAGAAUGAUCCCAAGCAGGCUCAAGAAUUCAUUAACAUUAUUGAGUGCCAUUGGGACUAUCAGAUGGGCAGAGAUUUGCAUCUAACUACUUAUUACUUGAAUCUGAGAUUUCAGUAUACUAUUCUGGGGAUAGAUAUGGAUAGCGAGCUUCUUACUGCUCUUUGCAAUGUCAUAUAUAAGAUGGUGCCCGAUCCAGAAAUUGCAUCGUUGUCUGCAAGAGGAAACUCAGUCACAGAGGGGCAUAAGGGGGGAAAGGAAAAGACAGUUGCACGUGCACCACUCUCAAGAGUACAGGAGCGACCUGGUUCAGAUACGGACACUAGGGAGUGUGAUGAUGAUACUGAUAGUAUUAGCCAUGGAUCUGAUGAUCAGGGAGGAACUAAAGGACAGGAGAUCACCGUUUAUGAGACACAGCCACAGAGUGAUAUUCGAUUCACCGAUGAGUUUCAGUUUACGUAUGUCACACAGGAUAGGGAUCAUGAUGGAUGA
Messenger RNA from Elaeis guineensis (African oil palm), 804 nucleotides. The record is from RefSeq and is a predicted model, not a curated record. Lineage: Eukaryota; Viridiplantae; Streptophyta; Magnoliopsida; Arecales; Arecaceae.